AUGACAGGUGCACCAACCCAGCUGACUAUAAACAUGGCGGCAUCUAAAGACAGAGUGGGGAGUAACAGGUGUAAAAUACUAAUAAUCGGCGCAGGUAUGGCGGGAUUGUCAGCGGCACAUCAUUUAGUAAAAAAUGGCGUAACUGACUUCAAGAUACUGGAAGCUAGGAGAAGAAUCGGUGGCAGAAUUGUUUCUAUUCCAACCGACCAUCAUAGGGUGGAAUUAGGGGCCAACUGGAUCCAUGGAGUACUUGGGAAUCCCAUGUACGAACUAGCCAUGACAAAUGGUCUCAUAGACAUAGUCCAUGUCCCUAAGCCGCACCGAGUUGUAGCUGCUACAGAAGAUGGUAAACUUAUACCAUUCCAGUUACUACAGGAGAUUUAUGAGGCCUACGUAUGUUUUCUGCGACGUUGUGAGGAAUAUUUCCUGUGCCAUUAUUUGCCUCCAGCUGGCGUUCACAGUGUAGGAGAACACAUUAAUCUAGAAGCUGCAUUGUACUUAGACCACUGUCAAAAUCCAGAAGAACGUCAUAUACGUCAGUUAAUAUUUGAUUGUUUGUUAAAACGCGAAACAUGCAUUACUGGUUGUCAUUCCAUGGAUGAAAUAGAUCUGCUAGAAUUGGGCAGCUACACUGAACUUCAAGGAGGAAACAUUGUGCUACCUUCUGGUUACAGCAGCAUCCUGGAACCCAUAGCAAAAGUCAUACCACCCCAAAAUAUUGUUACAGGUAAACCUGUGGCAACAGUGCGAUGGAAUUGCAGUAACGAAAUGCAGUUAUCUAAUAUGACAAGCCCUGGAGGUGACUCGGGUAUUGACAUUCUUGCAAAUGGAGAUCCAGGAAAUGAUUCUGAUGACUCUGAUAGGACUGUCACUGGUGAUUUCCCAAAAUGUGUAGAACAUUCAAGCAGGGAAGGAAGCUGUGAAGCAGUAGAUAAAAGAAGUAGCACAAAAUCUCAGUGCAGUGCUGAGAGUGGUGAAAGUUCUGGCACACGUGUUCUACAGUCAACAGUGAAUUCUACUUCAGGACAGUAUAGUCAACAGGAUGACAGUGAAAAUUCAGAUUCUUGUGUUUUAGCUCCAAGUGUAGAAAUUGUGUGUGAUGAUGGUGACACUUAUUAUGCUGAUCAUGUUAUAUGCACAGUACCACUUGGAGUUUUGAAAGAAAGGGCAUCUACAAUGUUCUGCCCUCCAUUGCCUCAAUAUAAGACUGAAUCAGUCAACAGGCUUCUUUUUGGCACAGUUGACAAAAUAUUUCUGGAAUAUGAUCGCCCAUUUCUCAACCCAGACAUAUCAGAACUUAUGCUUCUUUGGAAAAGUGAUGCAGCAGAGAAUGGAAAUGAAGACUCAUCUGAUUUAAGUAAAUGCUGGUUUCGUAAAAUUUACUCGUUUUCCAAAGUAUCAGAGACACUUUUACUUGGAUGGAUAUCAGGUAAAGAAGCAGAGUAUAUGGAAACAUUAGCACAUGAGGAAGUUGCAGAAAAGUGCACGGAGAUACUGAGAAAGUUUCUUAAUGAUCCAUUUGUACCUAAACCAAAGCUCUGUGUAUGUACCAGUUGGCGCUCUCAGCCUUACACAAGAGGUUCCUACACUGCAAUGGCUGUCGGUGCUAGUCAGGUUGACAUUGAGAACAUAGCACGGCCACUUUAUGCCAGCACACAGGAAAAGAAGCCUGUACUUCUCUUUGCUGGAGAGCAUACGCACAGCAGUUUUUAUUCAACAGUUCAUGGUGCAUACCUGACUGGUCGGAGUGCAGCCCAAGUGCUACUUGAUCCUGACUCUCCUGAACAAUUAAUAAUGCAGUGUGAAGGAACAAGUGAUUUAAGUUCCUGGAUUCAGGGUAUCUCUCUAGAUUGAUGUAUUGAGUGAAACUCAUAUACAGCCGCUAGAUUGAAUGUAUUAAGUGAAAUUCAUGUACGGCUAAGCAUUGUGUAAAUAUUUUUUUAUUUAUUAUUUGUGUGUUCAUUUCGACAGUGGAGCAGAGUUGCCAAAGCCAUUUUUGCCACAGUUUGAAGAGAUUUGAUUUUCUGAGAAUAUUUUGAGUCACAGGCCCGGGGAUAUCUGAUAUGAAUCCAGUCAAAACUAACUAAAAUGGGACCAUUGUAGUCUAAAAGGCUUUAAUUGAAAAGUCACUGGUAUGUAAUGACUCAUCAGCACAUAGUGGGAAUUUAUUACUUAUUAAUAAAAAUAUUCUAGUGUUGUUAAAAAAAUCCGCACUUUUUACAAUCUUUUGUGACACAAUUUAUAUCAUCUGAAAUUAAUUUUAUUUUAUGCAGUUACUAAGUGUGUAACUGCUGGUUAUUCUAUUUUGAGAACAUUUAAUUUUUAAUUAAACUUAUUAUUCUUUAGCAUGAGCAGCAGUACAUGACAGUGUGCAGAUACUUUCUUGUAUACAGAAAAAUGACUGAUGGUGAAAUUACUGCAAAUCAUUUAACAUUUUAAAUGAAACUUAACCUUCAGCUCUUCUCAUUAUAGUUGGUCUUGCCAAACCAAAAAUUUUCAGUGAGUUCUGUUUUGUCUUGUCUUUUUACAAAGCUGAGAAAGAUGAUGUGUGUAAGAGUUUAUAUGGUUGCAUCAGAAAUGUUCAGUGUGAAUAGAAUACUUACGUGCACAGUUUAGUGUCUUACCAUAAAAGUUUCAUUUGCGGCUUCAGCAUUCAAAAUAUGUAAAAGUAGGUUGAAACAUUGCAGCAUUUACCUUGGCCACCUGUGAAAUAUAUUAGAUGCUUCUGACGUA
This is a messenger RNA of Schistocerca gregaria, 2733 nucleotides long. Its product is annotated as spermine oxidase. Gene Ontology annotation, molecular function: polyamine oxidase activity. NCBI's taxonomy places the organism in Eukaryota, Metazoa, Arthropoda, Insecta, Orthoptera, Acrididae. The transcript has 6 exons. The coding region runs from base 1 to 1854 and encodes 617 amino acids. The record is from RefSeq and is a predicted model, not a curated record.